CAGCCUCAGGUCCAGCAGCAGCAGCAACCUCAGGUUCAACAACAACCGCAACCUCAGCAGUCCCAGCAGUUGUACGGGUACCAGCAGCAAGCCCAGCAGAACAUUGGCCAAUAUGGCGUUAUGCCAAUUGGAAUUCCGGACGCAACAUCGGACCCGUACUCGGCAGCUGUGAGGCGGUCCACUGCCCUGGAGCCCAGCGGUCUGACCAACCCCACUAAUCCCAGCUACAAGCCGGGUUAUGGCGGAUACACGACCACAGCUGCGCCCAUCCAGGCAUCGGGUGGCCCUAUUACUGGAUAUGGAAACCCCAACCCUGGCUAUGUGCCUGGGCCUGGAGUCUCAGGACCGUCGGCGAACAGCGCCAGCUAUGCACCAGCACCACAUCCCACUGCCUUCCAUCAGCCCCCGCAGCCGCAGCCGCAACAGCCGCAGCAGCCGAUAUAUGGAAGCUACAGCGAGCCGCCAGCUGCGAUCAUGGUUUCUGCCCCCAUGCUACACUCAACUGUGUCCACUUUGCAGCAACAGCAGCAGCAUACGCCAAACAUCUACUCUCCGCCCAGCUUCCCGCCACCCCCCAGGCCCAAAACACCACUUGCACCAGCCGCAGCAUCACCACCAGCCGCCUACAAGCUACGGAAGCACUGUUGCUAGCAAUGCAGGACAGCCCCAGAUGCCGCUCUAUCAUACGCCGCCAGCUCAGCAGCAGCAGCAACCUCACAACAGCAUCAGCAGCCGAGAAUACAACAGCAUCAGCAGUAUCUUUCGCAGUCCCAGCAGCAGCAGCAGCCUCUUGCUACGCCGUCCUACCAGCAGGAUUAUUCCCAGCUCAGCGGGCACCCUCCUCCUCAGCAACAGGCAAUUGCUCAGAACAUUCAUAGCCUGUCAGCGUAUUCAAAUGCGGUACCAACAUCGCUGAGCUACCAGCACCCUUCGUAUCUCCAGCAGCAGCAGCAGCAACAACCUCCACAGC
Kickxella alabastrina is the source of this 970-nucleotide messenger RNA. RefSeq lists its product as uncharacterized. The transcript has a single exon. The record is from RefSeq and is a predicted model, not a curated record. The coding region runs from base 239 to 916 and encodes 225 amino acids. Lineage: Eukaryota; Fungi; Kickxellomycota; Kickxellomycetes; Kickxellales; Kickxellaceae.